GUUUCGCAGCGGCGGGGCCGUUGGCUCCGCGGAGGGGUUGGUGAUGUUCAGGGAUGUGGCUGUAGACUUCUCUCAGGAGGAGUGGGAAUGCCUGGACUCUACUCAGAGGGAUUUAUAUAGAGAUGUAAUGAUGGAGAAUUACAGCAACCUGGUCUUACUAGGACUCUCUAUUCCUAAGCCUGAUGUGAUUUUCUUAUUAGAGCAAGGGAAAGAGCCCUGGAUGGUUUCAAGGAACAUGGUGGGAGGAUGGUGCCCAGGAUCCCAUCCAGGAUACCACAUACAUCUAGUUGUCAUGUCUCCUUAGGCUCCUCUUGGCUGCGACAGUUUCUCAGACUUUCCUUGUUUGUGAUGACCUUGACAGUUCUGAGCAGUAUUGGUCAGGUAUUUUGUAGACUGUCUCUCAUUGAGACUUGUCUGGUACCUUUUGCAUGAUUAGACUGGGGUUAUGGGUUUUUGGAAGGAAGACCACAGAGGUAAAGUGCCAUUCUCAUCACAUGAUAUCACAGGUACAUACUGUCAACAUGACUUACCACUGAUGAUGUUAACCUUGCUUACCUGGCUGAGGUAGUGUUUGUCAGGUUUCUCCACUGUAAAGUUAUUCUUUUAUUUCCCCCUUUCCAUACUAUAUUUUUUGGAAGGAAGACACUAUGCACAAUCCACACUUAAGGAAUAGGAAUUAUGUUCUACCUCCUUGGGACAGAGUAUCUACAUAAGUUAUUUAAAAUUCUUCUGCUUAGAAGAUUUGUCUUUUCUCCUCCACUUAUUUACUUAUUCAAUAACUUAUUUAUAUCAGUAUGGAAUCAUGAAUAUUUGUUUCAUAUUAUGAGUUAUAAAUUUAAUACUACUUUAUUUACUUUGUUGCUUUGGCCAUGGGGAGCUCUUUCAAGUGGCUUCUGUGUCUCUUUGAACACCAUCACUCUCGGUUUUUGGAAACAUUUCUUUACUUCUGGUAUACGAGAUGCUCCAAGCUCCUCAUGUAUAUUUCCUGUCCCAGGCCUAGAAUCAGCAACUUCUUGAAGGAGCUCUGGUUUUAUUUAUUGGAGAAUAUUAUUAGAAAUCAAGAUCUGGGUACUUGGUGUACUUGUUGAUACUUGGGUACUUCUCACUUUUUGACUCCAUCUUUUAAAAAAAAUAUAUAGUGAAUUUUUAUAUAUUUUCUCUCCUAGUAUCUGAAGU
Balaenoptera ricei (Rice's whale) is the source of this 1176-nucleotide messenger RNA. RefSeq names its product zinc finger protein 850-like. The record is from RefSeq and is a predicted model, not a curated record. Lineage: Eukaryota; Metazoa; Chordata; Mammalia; Artiodactyla; Balaenopteridae. The transcript is spliced from 4 exons. The coding region runs from base 44 to 304 and encodes 86 amino acids. Gene Ontology annotation, biological process: regulation of DNA-templated transcription.